AGUAAACAAUAGUCGGUAAAGAUAUUUCUUUUUGAUUAUUUUCGACGAUUCUAUAAACAGUCGACUUCUCGUUAUGUUGAUCGAUAGUAGGAAAAAUGGCGCCUGCCACGGGGGACUUAACCGAUGUGCAGAAAAAGAUUUUUGAAAAAAUCAGCAAGAAUGAGGUAUCAGAACUUAAAACAUUGUUAGCGGCGAACAAAGUUAAAAUGGAUUUUGUGGACGAAAAUGGUAUGAGUCCACUCCAACAUGCCUGUUACAAAGGGAACAAGGAAAUAGUGCAGAUGCUUCUCGAUCAGGGAGCAGAUGUAAAUGCUUGCCAACACGAGCAUGCAUAUACAGCUCUCCACUUUGCAGCUUUAAGUGGAAAUGCUGAACUUUGUCAUCUUCUAAUGUCUUAUGGAGCAAGAUUAACAGCUACAAACAGCGUGGGACGAACUCCAGCUCAGAUGGCUGCCUUUGUGGGCAAUCAUAGUUGCGUAGCAACUAUCAAUAACUUUAUUCCAAAGGCUGACGUAGAUUAUUACAUUAAACCACAAGGAUUGCAGACUGAGUCAAUGCUUCCACCACACUUAGCAGAUUCUUUUCAUAAAUUUAUUAUGCAAGUCAAUGUACAUCCAGUACGUGUAGUCAUGAAUCUACAAAGAUGUCCAGGACUGUUAGAAAAUGCUGCUAAGGUACAAAAGGUGUUAGAAUCUAUGCGCCAUAAGGUAAUGACUAGAGGUUCAGAAACAAAUGAAAUAAUGGCAUUCAAGUACCACUACUUAAGUUGCGUUGUAGCUGAGGUAAUCAAAUUCCAAAAGAGGCAAGAAGCAAUGAAAGCAGAAAAAACAGAAAAAAUAAGCGAAGAAGGGGAAGAAAAGAAAUCAGAUACUAUAGAGGUUCUAAUAAGGAAAUUCUUAAAGUGUAGCAGAACUGACGGUACCCCAGAGUACCAGGAAGCCUUCUUGCGAGAAACUGUACGAGAAUUUCCAUACAGAGAGAGCACAAUCUUUCGUCAAAUGGUAGCAACCCUUGCAGCCAGUGAUCCACCAUCUGCUGUGUCGGUAGUAUCAGCAGCAAUUAAUGGACAGAGAGCCUUCUCUGACAAUGCACAAGUUUGCGUAACAUGCGGGGAGGAUAAAGCAAACAAAAAAUGCAGCAAAUGUAAAACUGUGCAAUAUUGUGACAGAGAGUGUCAGAGACUGCACUGGUUUAUGCACAAAAAGGCAUGCACCAGAUUAGGUUUAACCUCAGCACCGAGUGCAAAAAUGAGCGAUGCAGAUAGAGAACAAAUAAGCAGCGCUGUAGGCUUCAGAUUUCAAAACCUAAGUGUUAAUUAA
Dufourea novaeangliae is the source of this 1319-nucleotide messenger RNA. Its product is annotated as ankyrin repeat and MYND domain-containing protein 2. Bases 96 to 1319 code for a protein of 407 amino acids. Gene Ontology annotation, molecular function: protein binding. Lineage: Eukaryota; Metazoa; Arthropoda; Insecta; Hymenoptera; Halictidae. The transcript has 3 exons. The record is from RefSeq and is a predicted model, not a curated record.